This is a messenger RNA of Neodiprion virginianus, 6562 nucleotides long. RefSeq lists its product as uncharacterized. NCBI's taxonomy places the organism in Eukaryota, Metazoa, Arthropoda, Insecta, Hymenoptera, Diprionidae. The coding region runs from base 767 to 2824 and encodes 685 amino acids. The record is from RefSeq and is a predicted model, not a curated record. The transcript has 5 exons. Gene Ontology annotation, cellular component: plasma membrane.
GUCCAUUUAUCAAACACGGGACAAAGGCUAAUAAUUGUGUUGGACACGUGCGAUUAUAUCGGGCACGCAUCCCAACGGCGGUGAAAAAGUAAAAACGGCACGCGGCAAAAGCUUUCCGAAACGAUAUCGAUAGGAAGAACAGUUUUUCCCAUGGUGUGGUGAUUUUUUUAUUUUUUUUAUUUGUUUUUUUUUUUAUCGACAAUCACAGCUGAGACGAAAUUCUCUGUGACAAAUAACGUGUUUGAGAAUAAUUAAUUUCAAGGUAUAAACCGGCGCUAGGAUAAAGUUUCGAUAUAAUUCGCCACGUCCUGUUUGUGAAUGUAAUUAUUUGUUUAUUUUUCAAUAUUUUUUUUUCUUCUUCUUUUAUUCUUAUUUUACAAACAAUCGUUUAACACGAGUAAUCGCAAACAUGAAAAUCUGAGAACUCGACUCGGUGGCGUGUUUUAGACACCUUUUUUUUUAAGGUAAGACUUGGAUAAUUACCCUCGAGUUUUGUUUUUUUUUUCUCUUUAUUCUUCCAACGGAAACAAAAAGUGGAAAUAAGUGGAUAAGGUGUUAAAUGGCGACGAAAGGAUACAAAUAAUCGCCCUGAAGAGGGAAAUAGAGAGAGAGAGAGAGACAGCGGAAGGGCGAGUUGAAGCGCAAUUUUAAUCCGAGAGAUUCAGGCGCGUAAUUCUGCGUAUGGGACCAGGAUGAAGAAGAAGGUGUCCUGAAGGUGUUCCAUCAUCCCAGUCCGCGACAAACGCGGUUUCAGCCAGACUCGAAGAUGAAAUGCGACGCCAUAAUUUGCCUGUGUUUUAUACUGCCUUUGAUGACCGAUCUCUGCUGGGGAGGCGUCAUCCAUGCAAAAGCCUGCAACCGCACCAUCAGAACUUCAGUUGGAUGGGUUCACUGGACAGGACGAAUGGGCAGAUGCGUCGUCAGGAUUCGAGCACCGUUGAGAGAUCCUCAGGUCGUAGAGCUGAGAAUCCGCAGACUUCAAGUCGGAACUCUUCGGGACUCGAUCUGUCACGGUGCCUACGUCCAGUUUUCUGACGGCAUCGAGGACCUCGAGGACGAUGUCGGACGGUACUGCGGACACGUGACCGGAAAUGCAACCAGACUCUUCCUGAGAAAAGGUCCGGAACUAAACAUCGUGAUGGAUUCUGACAAGAACUUCGCCGACAAGAAUCCAGUGAUAUUCUCAGCCCAAUUUUCGGUGCUUCCGGUUCGCCUGGCAAUGGAGAGACACGGCGAUUCGCUACCUUCGGCAGCCGAAUGUUCGCUGGAUUGUUCGAACCACAAUUAUCAGCGUCAAUGCAGGAUCACUUCGCCAGGAUUCCCCGGCGUAUAUCCGAGGGGAAUGCGGUGCAGAAUAUCGCUCGAGUCGACCUCGGGAAGGUUUAAAAUCGGCGGUAUUUCCGACGACAUCUUUAGCCUGAUGAACUACACGGUCCAGGACGGAUGCAGGACCGAAAAUUGCGAGGACUUGCACGUGGAGGAGGACGCGCGAUCUUCAGGGGAGGAAUCACCCAUCGAGACCGAGUCUUCCGACGAACCUAGGCACCAAAGAGGUUUGAAGAGCUUCGACUACCGGCUGGACGAGGACGACGAGGUGAUAAUCGGCAGCGACGUGAGACAAAGGAAACCGAAGACGAUUAACGGGAGGCGAAAAAUGACGGAAGGUAACCGACGGAGGAGGGUGAAGAGUAGAAGAGGAAGAGGAAAGGGGGGGAGGAAAUCGUCGGGACCGAAGAACGCGGAACAGAGAUUCGACGAGAGUUUUUCUCCCUCUUCGGGGCUGGGUGAAAAGAUUUUCGAGGAGACGGCGAUGGGACAAAUGAGGAAGAGCAGCGCCCUCUUCGACCACAGAUUUAAACGGCGACACAAGUCCUUGGAGAAGUUUGACGGGUUUCGUUGCGUCGGCGAUUAUCUGGCGAUAUACGAAAACCUGAACGGUAAGAUCGUCGAGAUAUCGAAAUUCUGCGGCGAGGGUAACGUUCCCGAAAUAUUAUCACGCGGUCGGAACGUGAUCGUAGAAUUUUUCAGCAAACGUGACGGUACCGUGAUGCACGACGGGUUCAGACUUACUCUGCAGGAGACCAAAACCGAGCACAACGAGGCCGCGAGGCACCGGAAGCACUGCGAUUUUGUAUACAAGAGUUCGGACCGGGGUACCAAGGAGAGCAUCAAGUCGUUCCAGCAUUGGUACCCACCCAGCACUUUGUGCAGCUACAAAUUUGUGGGAAAAACUGGAGAACGGGUAUUCGUGCAGCUGAGGAUAAUACGUAACUCCUUCGAGGACGAGUCAGGAUCGACUGAUUCUAGGCGGAAUUCGAGCCUGAAUUACUGUCCUGGUAACGAAAUCACCGUCUACAAUGGAGCCUUUACCAACGAUUCGCUAGCUUGGUCCUACUGCGACAUCCUCCACUCCGACAUAAACAAUAUCCAGGUACCGGUAACGUCGACUGGAAAUGUUUUACUCGUCCAGUAUUACAGCUGGAAAGGGUCAUUCAAUGGACAGGAGUUCACCUACGGUAUAUCGUACAAGUUUGUGAAGAAGUCACAGAGCGUGGCGAAGCGGAAACCCGACGUCCUCAACGAAACCAAGAUCGCGAUCUCGCUAAAGCCGGUCAAUUUUUCCGCCCUCAAUCUUACCGACUACGAAAAUUGUAAUUGUGACUUUUCGACGAGGAUCGGAACCUUCAAAAGCUGGUUCAUAGUCCUCGUCGUUCUCGGUGUUAUAUCGUUCUUUGGCGCCGUUAUUACCAUCGUUGCGCUCCUCAUGAAGUGCCUCAAGAUCAGAUCCAUGGAGAACAAGUUGCUGCAGACACCGAAACGGUGAACGUCGAUACGUUGAACUUGUGGUCAACAUUUAUAGGAUGAUGUAUCCAAAGCCGCCGUCUAUCGGGAACAUCGAAUCAAUUGUUCCCGACGAGUUACCAAAAGUCGUUCAUUUUUAUCUGGCUAAAUAUCUACGUCGCUUUGUACCACUGGUCUCAUCGUAUCGCGUUAUUUGGACCGCACGUGAUGCAUGGGAUGCGGUUUUUCACGGUGGUACGACAUAUAGAAUUACCAUAAGGCGUGUGAUGCAUUGUUGAAACUGCGUUAACCGUAUAACAGUGUAAUUUAUUCGAACAUAUCUGCAUGAGUAUGCUUCCGUAAUGUCGUUUUCCUGUCGGUCGCUAUUCAAGUUCAAUUAUUGGUUUGAAAAUAUCAUUCACAGAGUCGUGUAGAGAACCAUUAACUGUGAUUUCAUGUGUGCGGUGUGGGGGAUUGACAUCUUGGUAAUUCCAGCAUACUUUAAAUGGCCUCUAAUCGUUCGAUGCAUUUGGUUCUAAACUGCCUCGGCUUGGCUGCACAACACUGUGUGAUCAAUUUAUACAGCAGAUACUGUAAAGUGUGUCGAAUUUUUAAGGAAUCGCCCAUAGGCACAUGCAUCGAACUUGACUAUCUGGUGAGUGAAUUUGAGACCCGUUGACUGAGUUAGACAUUAUUUUAGCGACUAACUGUAUUAUUACCAAAAACUAGAUGGGUAAGUAGCAUCGCAAAUAUCAUGUACCUAUAAUAAUAUACCUUACUCUAUAUUUAUAUUUAAUAAAGAUUUACAUUACUAUAAACAUACCUGAUUCAUCUGUUCGCGCAUAGUACGUUAAAAAAGAACCGUGAGAUAAGAAAAAAAAGUAUCAGGUCCCACCGAGAUUUGAACUCGGAUCGCUGGAUUCAGAGUCCAGAGUGCUAACCAUUACACCAUGGAACCUUGAAGCUGAAGGAACGAAUCAAGGAUAACGAGGAGCACUGUAAAUGUGAUACUUUUUUUCGCAACCGAAAUACGUAUUCGGAUAUCGGAAAUUGAUUAUUCGUUAAUUAUCGUCGACUAACAUUAUUCCGCUCAAAGUUUCGGCUCAAACAAUUUACUUCAAUAAAUACAGUUCUGCGUAAUGCAUUGAUAUCUGUAUCAAUCUAGAGACUAGAUUUGAAAGUGAACAAUUACAAUUAAUCAAAAUUAAUAUAAUUACGGACGAGGUCGGAGACCCGGGCAGGCCGAAUCAUAUAACGCAAAUUUAUGCGGAUGGCAGAAUCAAUUUCUCAAGCUCCGCGUCGUUGUGAUUAUGCGCAAAGUAAUAUUAAUUGACAGGUGAACUGACAGGGGGAUGUGGAACAAAUGAUUUCUUGGUAUUAAUUAAACGAAUACAAUUAUUGCUACGUGCGUCAUUCGGUGUGUGGGCUCAGCUUCUCGGACCACGCAGCUAAUUUUAGACAAUUAUUGUAAGAUUGCCAGGCUUGUGUAGAGCGUUGAAUACAUAAGUAAAUUUCCUUGCACACCUUGCCGCCUGCAGGGUUAAAAAUGAUGUUUGGCUCCGAGAUGAAUUAUCCGGUAUCCGGUUAUAAGAAUCAUUUUUGACUCGAAAUCCUGCUCAAUAUUAAUUUAAAGUUACAGAACUACAGCUUAAAAUAUUGCGAUAAGUUCUCCGAGUGAUUUACUCGUAGAAAUAACGAAUAAAAUAAAGAGAGUUGCAACUGAUCCGUCGAUUGCACUUAAAACUUUGAAGGACUCGAUUGUUUUUUACAGUCGGUUCGUCAAAUAAUUUUAUUAAUAUACUUACGCUGCAAAAACACCAGAUUUUGUGGUUUUCGAAUUUUCACGCACUCUGCUGAUCGAAACUGUCGUAUAAAUUUAUAACCUGUGACUACGAUACUUCUGAUUGUGAAUAACGCGAAAUAUUUUUGUUUAUACAACGGAGAAAUUUUUUUUGACUAUAUUUUGUAGCGGACGUAGGAAUUAUUGUGACACGCGGCUGGCUGUUUGAGCAAUAGAUUUAAUUAACUAAUUUAGAGUUUUGAACCAUUUAUUAUCCGAGAGAAUUUAUGACUAUUUUUUAUAUUAUACCUAUCAAUCAUGUAUUAAUAUUGAUCUAGAAUGGAAUAUACUUUGAUUUACGUUGACAGACGUGAGAUUUACGAAAUCAGACUAAGGUAUUUAUAGCAGUGAUGCUGUUGAAAGUUUUGAAUCGUCCUAUCUGUGAAUUGGAAUAAUUCGACAUGAUAGUGAAACUAUCAACGUUCUGUUACACGGAUCAGAAAUAUUAUCGAAGAAUUAUGCUGCGUUUUCAAGAGCUGUCAUCGCAAUUAGCAAAUAGAUUAAUCGUAACAACUGAAAUGCUACAAUCAAUACUUCAUACCUCGGAAGUAAAAGAAGUACCACAAUUGUUGUUUAAUUGUUCAAACUUGAAAUAUACUAAUAACAUAAAACGAACAAAAGAAUGUUAUUGAUUCGAUCUCACGAUGUUUUCGUUAUCGCGUUCGAGUUGCUUGAAGGAAUUCAAAGGCCGAUCGAAGGAGUAAAUUUGGCGUAAUAACUGUUGAUGUUACGAAAAUCGAGUAGCUCCAUAAAUCUCAAAUACAAUGUCAUACGACGCUUGGGAACAUUCCUGUGACGCAGCAAACAAUUAAGUGAUUGAAAGAUUCAAUUGGAAGUGCGUGAAAAUCCACACACCGAUAGAAACGAGGAGUUCUUCAUCUGAGAUUUUACCGAUUUGAAAAACGCUGGAAUGACUUCAUCCGAACACUCCGUUGACGUAAUUUUGCGCGAGGUAUCGACGAGGCAAGUUUCAAAAACGCUGCAAGCAACGGUUCGAAAGUUACAGCAUAAAAACGAUAGUGGUGCAUUUUUGGUGCGUUUUCUCAGUUUCUGGGGGUCCGCUCAGUCCAGCCAGGAUCAUAAAAAACAAAUCUGAGACGAAAAAUUUUUUGAGAAAGGCCCUAUUCAUCUUCUUUGUUCAUUUUCUUUGUUCAACAAAUUACAAAAUAAAAGAAACCGGUUUUGUAAACAUCAGGUACCUUGUUUAGCAGUUCUUUGGAUCAUUUCUCUACCGAUCAAUUAAAAUCAAAAUUUGUCCGGCUCAAAGAAACAAUAGUAAAUGCCUUUAUCACCGACGUUGAAGCAGCAAAUUUCGAUCUUACAGAAAUAGCACAUUUACGGACCUACAUUUGCGAGGGUUAAAACCGAUGAGAUAAACAGCCAUGGGAUAUCCGUAAUGCAAGUGUGAGGUGGAAUUUGCAGUAGUAAGAACAAAGUACUACAUUUUAUUCAGUUUUUAAAAUCACAUGUCAAAGUUUCUAACAAAUAUACGCACACAUACACAAAUUAUUGAAUACACGAUAUCUACGAAUUUUAUCAACUACCGUUUUUCGAGUAAGUGGAAUAAUGAAUAGUUGUUUUAAGAAUCUCUGUAUUCAGUACGGAGUGAUACUGCGUCGAAACAAUUCACACUAAUUGAUCAUAUUCGUGACAAGUUCAACGCACGCAAUAUGUUACGACACCUAGCUUAUACGCUUGAUGUAUUGGAGAAAAGAUCAAUAAAGAUACCAAUAAUCAUUGGUACAACGAAUUAAUUGAACCCUUUCCAGCCGAUUAAUAUUACUAUAUCUUUCCAAGGUACAUGUACCAUCGUAGCCCAACUUGUCUCCAAUUCGGUACAUGUAUCAAAUAUUUCUACGUGCAUAAAGUAGAGAAACCUAUUGUAAUGAGAUAAUAUUAUUUUCCUUAAUUCUAUUGAACAAGUACUGAAGUAAAUAGAGC